Molecule: messenger RNA, 1641 nt
Organism: Oryctolagus cuniculus (rabbit)
Lineage: Eukaryota; Metazoa; Chordata; Mammalia; Lagomorpha; Leporidae
Gene: PHOX2A
Product: paired like homeobox 2A
Biological process (GO): regulation of transcription by RNA polymerase II
Molecular function (GO): DNA-binding transcription factor activity, RNA polymerase II-specific; RNA polymerase II transcription regulatory region sequence-specific DNA binding
Source: RefSeq, a predicted model, not a curated record
GGCAGAGUGCGGCCGCGACGGGGCGGGCGGACUCUCUGGCGCUCAGAGCCAGCCUCGGGUCCUCAGCGCCUGGCGCUCGAACCUCCGUCCCGACCUCCACCCGGACCCGGACCCAGACCCCGACCCGGCCCGGCCCGGCCCCCCGCCCCCGCCCCCCGGGCCGAUGGACUACUCCUACCUCAAUUCGUACGACUCGUGCGUGGCGGCCAUGGAGGCGUCCGCCUACGGCGACUUCGGCGCCUGCAGCCAGCCUGGCGGCUUCCAAUACAGCCCCUUGCGACCCGCCUUCCCCGCGGCGGGGCCACCCUGCCCCGCACUCGGCUCCUCCAACUGCGCGCUUGGCGCCCUACGCGACCACCAGCCCGCGCCCUACUCGGCAGUGCCCUACAAGUUCUUCCCGGAGCCGUCAGGCCUGCAUGAGAAACGCAAGCAGCGGCGCAUCCGCACCACUUUCACUAGCGCGCAGCUCAAGGAGCUGGAGCGCGUCUUCGCGGAGACCCACUACCCGGACAUUUACACGCGCGAGGAGCUGGCACUCAAGAUCGACCUCACCGAGGCUCGUGUGCAGGUCUGGUUCCAGAACCGCCGGGCCAAGUUCCGCAAACAGGAGCGCGCGGCCAGCGCCAAGGGCGCGGCGGGCACGGCGGGAGCCAAAAAGGGCGAGGCGCGCUGCUCGUCUGAGGACGACGACUCCAAGGAGUCCACGUGCAGCCCCACGCCCGACAGCACCGCAUCGCUGCCGCCGCCGCCGCCCGCGCCCAGCCUGACCAGCCCGCGCCUGAGCCCCAGUCCGCUGCCCGCCGCCCUGGGCUCUGGGCCCGGACCCGGACCCGGGCCCCAGCCUCUCAAGGGCGCGCUGUGGGCCGGCGUGGCGGGCGGUGGGGGCGGCGGGCCCGGCACGGGCGCGGCCGAGCUGCUUAAGGCCUGGCAGCCGGCGGAGCCCGGGCCCGGGCCCUUCUCGGGCGUUCUGUCCUCCUUUCACCGGAAGCCCGGUCCCGCCCUGAAGACCAACCUCUUCUAGCCCCCGGCCUCUAGAGGCUUUGAGCCUUUCCCGAGACGCCCCAGCCCCUCCAGGACCCAACGGAACCCGUCCCGUCCCGGCGUCUGCCUGGAAGUUCCCAUCUGUCCCCACUCCCAUGGUGUCAGACCCCUACGUGUGCCCUCCCCGACUCUGGAGUCAGGGCCGCCCCGAAGAGUAGAGUGCUUUUCACGGGGACCCCUCCGGGAGAGCCCAGAGCCCUUCCCAGCUCGGUUUUCUUUGGAAGCGGGAUCAAAUGACACCUGUCCCUGAAAGUGCCCCCAGGGGAAGGUCCUCAGAGAGGAGCGGCCCCGCCCCCUCCGCUGGCUCCGCUGCUGGCUGGGUCACUCCUUAUCUCGGAGGUCACUUCUUACCUCCUCCCCAUCCCUGCCAAGGCCGCGGUCCCUGGGCUGAACAGCAGUCUGAGGGGACCUGCCGCCCACGCGCCCCUCCGGCUCCUCUCCCUCCAGCGGGUCUGGCGCAGAGUGCCCCUGUCAUCGCGGGGGCUGCCCCAGGAGGAGGCAGAGGCUUCCUUUCACCUGAUUUUUUUUUUUUUUUUUUUUUUGGUUGUUGCUGUUGUUCCUUUUCUUUGAAAAACUUGUAAUUUAUUGAGGUGAGUUUUG